Paecilomyces variotii is the source of this 1522-nucleotide messenger RNA. RefSeq names its product putative aldo-keto reductase. Gene Ontology annotation, molecular function: oxidoreductase activity. Bases 342 to 1214 code for a protein of 290 amino acids. NCBI's taxonomy places the organism in Eukaryota, Fungi, Ascomycota, Eurotiomycetes, Eurotiales, Thermoascaceae. The record is from RefSeq and is a predicted model, not a curated record. The transcript has 5 exons.
CCUGGUGAGUAAUGCUGAUGGAAAUCGAUCAUUCUGGCAGUUCUCAUAGUAACUUGGGAGUACGAUUACUGUAGCCUCCCGUGUCGGGCCCAGAACUGUGGCUUGAACGCCCCACUCUUGUUCCCCUCCUCUUUCGGCCCGUGACCAUGCGUCAUAGAUCCCGUAGCCCAGGAAUCCGGCAGACUUGAACACCAGCAACUACCUACCGUCGUCAACGAGAUACACCGAGCUCUGAGCUUUCGCGUAAAGUUUCUGUUCAUUCAUUGUUGAUCAUCGGGAUACGAAGAAUCUCGGUGCUAUCUUCAGCCUCGGAUCCUGCGCUUCCAGUCCGAUUGGUCAGCAUGGCGUCUCCCAAGAACGUAUUUUCCCUGUCGACGAAGAUCAAGCUUCCCAAUGGCGCGUUCAUGCCGCAGAUCCAGCUAGGAGUCUACAUGACCUCUGGGAAGGAGACCGAGAAUGCAGUCAAAUGGGCCCUAGAGGCCGGAUAUCGAGGGGUCGAUAGUGCUCAGAUGUACCACAAUGAGAGGGAGGUCGGCCGUGCCAUCCUGUCCUUCCUCGAGAAAGAGAAGAACAAGCCCAAUGGACUGACGCGGGAGGAUAUCUUCUUCACAACGAAGCUGGCUUCCAACAAUGGCUACGACGCCACCCGUCGGUCGAUCAAGAAGUCUUUGAGUGUUUCAGGGCUGGACUACAUUGAUCUCUUCCUCAUCCACAGUCCCUAUGGCGGAAAGGCUCAGCGACUUGAGGCCUGGCGCGCUAUUGAGGAUGCCAUUCUGGAUAAUGAAAUCCGCACGGGAGGGGUCAGCAACUUUGGUGUCCGACAUCUGAAGGAGCUGCUUGGAUCGAGCCCUCGCAUCCGUCCUGCGGUCAACCAGAUUGAGGUGCAUCCGUUCAAUACUCGCACCGAUAUCACUUCAUUCUGUCAAGAGAACAACAUCGUGGUGGAAGCGUAUGCGCCACUGGCACGUGCGUAUCGCAAGAGUCACCCGACCGUUGUCGCGCUGUCGAAGAAGUAUGGAUGCACUUGGGCCCAGCUGCUGGUGCGAUGGAGUCUGCAGCAUGGAUACGUGCCGCUGCCGAAGAGCACGUCGAAGGAGCGGAUCAUUUCGAACGCGGAUGUGGGCGGAUUUGAGAUUGACGAGGCUGACAUGAAGACCCUGGAUGGGUUGGAUGAAUACCUUGUGACGGAUUGGGACCCGGUCGACGCGCCAUGAACAAUGUUAUCAAGACCUUGUAUUUGUGCUGGGACACGGGAACCACACUCUCUGUCACACGGCAGAAUGUAUCGAGUAGAAUAGGGAACAAAUAAUAGAGACGUACAUUACUUUUUCCGUCGUUCACGCCGUGCCAACAAUAGACUCAGCCUAAUCUCAUCUCAUAUCUCACCGUCAAUUUAUGUCAGGAUCGAAGACCACGGAAGGAAGGAUGUUGAAAUAGCAUCUGAUACGGGACUGAGAGCUUGAUUGCUUAAAGAGCUAGAGGGGAUGAAAUUUAUUGACUAUUUAUGCCCAUGGACGUCAUC